Messenger RNA from Menidia menidia (Atlantic silverside), 2610 nucleotides. The record is from the annotation of a GenBank genome assembly. Lineage: Eukaryota; Metazoa; Chordata; Actinopteri; Atheriniformes; Atherinopsidae.
CUGAGGUCAGAGUUGAACAUGCGCAUUUCAGUUUCGGUGCCUGUGUGCACCAUGUGGCAACGUUUCAUACGAAAAUACCGAUCUGGGUAGCUUUGUGUGAUUUUUAAUCUUAAAGUCCGAUUUCCGAUCAUGUCUGUGAACGCAUCCAAGCACGAGCUGAACCAGCUGGUCUACCGCCAUUUGAAGGAGCAGGGCUUCCAUUCAGCAGCAGCUGAGCUACAGAGACUCAGCCCACAGGAGGAGGAAAACCCAUCAGUGUCUUUGUUUGACAUCUACCAGGCAUGGUUAAGUGACUCCAAAAAGAAAAGAGGAAGAACUCCCACAAAAGGCAAAACUACAACACCAAAGAAGAAGACAAACAAACCUGCACAAAAACCCACAUCUCUGAAAAAGUCCGUUCCAUCAAAAAGCAAAAAAGGUGCCAAAAAACCCACUGAAAAUGUCGACAACGCAGAAAAGUCAGAAACCCAAACGACAGAAGAGCGAGCAGCUGCUGGUGGGGAUGAUUCAGACUCUGACAGCAGUCUGGAUGUGGAAAAGUGGAAGAAACUGGUCCAGCAAAUGACAGAGGAUGACAUAGUCAAGAUGGCAACCAUCAACGCUCUGGACUCAUCUGCACCCCAACCCAUAAAAAAGCGAGUCAGAAAACCACGAGCCAAGCCUCCUGCAAAAAGCGGCGCUUUAGCAGUGGAGGUGCCACCGACACCAGCAAAGAAGACUGACCCCAAGAAAAGUGGGCCAAAAGUGACUGAACAUUUGUCAUCCUCUGACGGGCUGAGCCAAAAGAAAAACCUCAGCACUGUAGACGAGAAAACGACGUCAUCCACGCUGUCACCUGAAAAAAAAACACAAACAGAAAUGACUGAGAGCCCUGUAACCCCCAAGAAAGAAGCUUCUGAGUCCGUGUCCCACCCCAAGAAGGAAAAGAAGGAAAAUGAAAGAGGUGUAGAUGGAAAGGGAAAAGACAGGAAAAAGGAAAGGAAGACAGUCACUGGGCCAGACCUUACUGAUAAACCUGUGGAGCUAAAUAAAACCACAGAAGAAGUCCCAGGGGAACAAAAUGAAACAAUCAUUUUAAAAACCAGUGAACAACAAAAAAAGCCCAAAAAGAAGAAAAAAGAUAAAAGUGAUGGUGAAGAAAAGGAAAGCAAAGAAGUAAAGAAGAUAAGCACCAUGGUGGAUGGAGAGGAUCAAUCAGAAAAAGCAGCCGAAGAAAUGAGUGAAAAUACAGAGCAGAAACUGAAGGAUACAACUGCAGUUAUCAGGGAAAAAUCAGAGCAGUAUGGUGAACACAAGAAAGAAAAGAAGAAGAAAAACAAAGCCAACGUCAAAGGUAUUUUAGAGAACUCAACAGAGGAAGUGAAAGAAAUGAUAGAGGAAAAUGAUGAAAGCAAAGAAAAUUCAGACCAGAGCCAUGAGAAAAAGAAGGCAAAGAAGAAAAAAAGGCAAGCUGAAGACAGAGAGGAAAGUCCAGAGGAAGUGGCUGUAGUAAAGAAAGUAAAAAAGAGGAAACGGGAGCAUCAUGAUGUAGACAUCUCAGAGAAAAUGUUCUGCGCUGGUGAAGACAAAACAGAACUUCCACCUGAAGAAAUCAAUGAAACGACAGUGCAGAUACUCGAGAGCACAACUAAUGUUGUCACUGACGACAAGUCAGAGCAAAAUGAUAAAAAAAGGAAAGGUAAAGAAAAGAAAAACAAAGCCAAUAGCAUCGAGGAAAUACCAGUGGAAACGGUCCCAGAAAAGAAAUCAAAAAAGAAGAAACGGGAACAUCCUGAUGAGGACACUUCCACAGUGAGGGUCGCUGAAGAGAAGGAUAAAGAUGGUCAGAACGAGGCAUCCGAGGUCGAUAAGACGGAGGAAAGGCAAGAGCAUAAAAAUAAAGAUCAUUCUGUUGAUGCUGAACCACUGCCUCCAUCAUGCCUGGAGGUUGCCACUCCUAAAGAGAAGAAGAAAAAGAAAAGCAAAUUAAAACCAGACCAGCUCCCAGAAACGCAGCAAGAGAUGGAAGCAGUUUCUUCCCAAGAGGCUACAGAGGCAGAAACCAUCCUGACCACACCAGGUGGCACCCACAAAAAGAAAAAGAAGUCUUCCAAGAGCAGAGAGGCCUGAUGACAUCCGUUCAGAUCAAUUCAACCUCAGGACAAACCACACAUCUGUUCUAAGCAUCAUGUCACUGGGGUGAAAACUGUAAAUAGCAAUGGAUGUUUUUUUUUUUUUAUCUCUGUACAAUUUUUUUUUUUUAAGUCACAGCUGUCUUUUUAUGAAUUGUUAUUUUAUUGUUUCCUUUUAUGGAGUUUUUUUAAAGGUAAUGAAUGGUCAUGGCAUUGAGAAAGAGAUCCGAUGAUCAAACUAUAUUUUUUAGCGUCCAUCACAGGAAUUUGAGCUGUGGAACUUCUAAACUGAUGUACUUCUGUGAACCCUCAGAUAUUUAACUAUAAGCAAAGGAACGAUGUCUCAUUAAAUUCAUAAUAACCUCUUUUACAUUUCACUAAACUAUAUAUUUUGCACCGUCCCUUCUGGGAUUUUCCCCAAAAACAAUUUUUUUUAAAGAAAUAACAAAACAUGUAUUUUUAUGAAAUUCAGUUUUGUAAAAGUGUUUUUUUUUCUUAU